Messenger RNA from Calidris pugnax (ruff), 501 nucleotides. RefSeq names its product TBC/LysM-associated domain containing 2 (gene TLDC2). Gene Ontology annotation, cellular component: nucleus. Gene Ontology annotation, biological process: response to oxidative stress. The record is from RefSeq and is a predicted model, not a curated record. Lineage: Eukaryota; Metazoa; Chordata; Aves; Charadriiformes; Scolopacidae.
AUGAUCAGAAGUAGCCUGCCAGCCCUGGCUGAGACCUCUCUGCCCCAGCUGGGCUCCCACCUGCCCCCCCGGCUGAUGCAGCAGCCCUGGCGCCUGUUGUAUUGCACUGGACGGGACGGCUUCAGCCUGCGGACCCUGUACCGGUAUGGGGCCCAGACGGGCUCCCCAGCCCUGCUGCUCAUCAGAGACACGGAGGUGCAGGCCUUCGGUGUCUUCUCUGCCACCGCCAUUUGCUGGAGCAAUGGCUUCUAUGGGACAGGGGAGACCUUCCUCUUCUCCUUCUCCCCAGAGCUAAAGGUAUUCAGGUGGACGGGCAGGAACAACUUCUUCAUGAAAGGUGAUGUGGAUCUGCUGAUGGUCGGUGGGGGCAGUGGUAGAUGUGGGCUGUGGCUGGAUGGAGACCUGUACCACGGGGGCAGCCACCCCUGCGAGACAUUCAACAACGAGACCCUUUCACUUGGGUUCUGUGUCCAGGACCUGGAAGUGUGGGGCCUGGCCUGA